This is a messenger RNA of Myotis daubentonii (Daubenton's bat), 4412 nucleotides long. It is a transcript of the gene DYNC1LI2, whose product is annotated as dynein cytoplasmic 1 light intermediate chain 2. The record is from RefSeq and is a predicted model, not a curated record. Gene Ontology annotation, biological process: microtubule-based movement; microtubule cytoskeleton organization. Lineage: Eukaryota; Metazoa; Chordata; Mammalia; Chiroptera; Vespertilionidae. Gene Ontology annotation, cellular component: cytoplasmic dynein complex; centrosome. Gene Ontology annotation, molecular function: dynein heavy chain binding.
GGGUCCUCGGCGGGCCCGGGGGAGGGCCCUCUUUGUGGCUGCAGUUGGCAAGAUGGCGCCGGUGGGGGUGGAGAAGAAGGUGCUGCUGGGCCCCAACGGGCCCGCGGUGGCGGCCGCCGGCGACCUGACCAGCGAGGAAGAGGAGGGCCAGAGCCUCUGGUCCUCGAUCCUGAGCGAGGUGUCCACCCGCGCCAGGUCCAAGCUGCCGUCCGGCAAGAACAUCCUGGUCUUCGGUGAAGAUGGUUCUGGGAAAACAACCCUCAUGACUAAACUACAAGGAGCUGAGCAUGGCAAAAAAGGAAGAGGCCUAGAGUAUCUCUACCUCAGCGUCCAUGACGAGGACCGAGAUGAUCACACACGCUGUAACGUGUGGAUUCUGGAUGGAGACCUAUACCACAAAGGCCUGCUGAAGUUUGCAGUUUCUGCUGAAUCCUUGCCGGAGACCCUGGUCAUUUUUGUUGCAGACAUGUCUAGGCCUUGGGCUGUGAUGGAAUCUCUGCAGAAAUGGGCUAGUGUUUUACGUGAGCACAUAGAUAAAAUGAAAAUUCCACCAGAAGAAAUGAGGGAGCUGGAACGGAAGUUUGUGAAAGACUUUCAAGACUAUAUUGAACCAGAAGAAGGCUGUCAAGGUUCCCCACAGAGAAGAGGGCCUCUGACCUCGGGUCCCGAUGAAGAAAAUGUCGCCCUGCCUCUUGGUGACAAUGUGCUGACUCAUAACCUGGGGAUCCCAGUGUUGGUGGUGUGCACAAAGUGUGAUGCCGUGAGUGUCCUGGAGAAGGAGCAUGAUUACAGGGACGAGCACUUCGACUUUAUCCAGUCACAUCUACGGAGGUUCUGCCUCCAGUAUGGAGCUGCCUUGAUUUACACAUCAGUGAAGGAAGAAAAAAACCUCGACUUGUUGUAUAAGUACAUCGUUCAUAAAACGUAUGGUUUCCACUUUACCACGCCUGCCUUAGUUGUGGAAAAGGAUGCAGUUUUUAUACCUGCUGGUUGGGACAAUGAAAAGAAAAUAGCCAUUUUACAUGAAAAUUUCACAACUGUGAAGCCAGAAGAUGCAUAUGAAGACUUUAUCAUGAAACCUCCUGUGAGAAAGCUGGUCCACGACAAAGAGUUGGCAGCAGAGGAUGAGCAGGUGUUCCUAAUGAAGCAGCAGUCACUCCUUGCCAAGCAGCCAGCCACGCCCACGAGAGCUUCCGAAUCCCCUGCACGAGGACCCUCUGGCUCUCCAAGAACUCAGGGCCGGGGAGGGCCAGCCAGCGUGCCUAGUGCCUCCCCAGGCACGUCAGUAAAGAAGCCGGAUCCAAACAUCAAAAAUAAUGCAGCAAGUGAAGGGGUGUUGGCUAGCUUCUUCAACAGUCUGUUGAGUAAAAAAACAGGCUCUCCUGGAAGUCCUGGUGCUGGUGGGGUGCAGAGCACAGCCAAGAAGUCAGGACAAAAGACUGUGUUGACAAAUGUUCAGGAAGAACUGGAUAGGAUGACUCGAAAACCAGACUCCAUGGUAACAAAUUCUUCAACAGAAAAUGAAGCCUGAUCCUCCUUAAAAGUGCAUAUGUAAAAUGACCAAAUAACUAUGUAUAUUGAUCUGCUAAGACCAGGAUUUUUCUGAUAUGGCACAUGCUAUCAGUUUUUGGGGGCAGGGGAGAUGAACUUAAAAAAAAAAAACUUCAUUGGCUUGUCCGAGUGUGAAUUGCACAUUUAGGAAGGUUAUGUGUCAGAUCCCUUUGUUAAGGAUAACCUUGGACUCGCAGGCAUGUUGCUCUCUCGUGGGAAGCAAGUGCAGCUGGGGCUUCAUGUGGAGGGGAAGGUAGAUGAAAAGAGAGAGAGCCCUCUUUCUUUCAGGGCGGAGCAAAUGAGACCAGGAAAUCAUUGAUCAGAUGGUUAGUCUGACCAGGUGCGUGCUAGCAAAUUCACUUGUUCUUGGGAAGCAGAUUAAGUAGCAGAAAGUCCAGGAAACAAAAAUGGCUUAAAGGAGGAAUGAGAGAAGUGAUGGUGGGGGAGCUGAACGUUGAAGGAGGUGAAGGAAGGAGGAGAUGAGCAGUGUUAGUAAAUACUGUGUGUUCAGUAGAAGUUGAAUAAUCAUUUUUAAGACUUAAUAUCAGAAGCAUUUCCAAACUAAACACUAAGCAAAAUGGGAAUUAGACUUGUUCUGAAUGCAUCUUUAAUUUAUGAAAGAUGUGUUAAGUGUGGGUGUGCCUGAGUCAGGUGGAGCUGACACAGGGAUGGGGAAGAUGGCAGCCUCCCGGGACUCACGUGCUUGGCCGAGGCCAUGUUCUCAUGGGAGGUGCUGGGCUCCAUGCACGUGCACUGUGGGGCAGUCAGUCACUGGGAUGUGUUUAAAGUCGGCAGUUACAAAAUUAGUUUACUUUAAAUAGUGUUUUUUUAAUAACUCCUGCUCUGUUUUUUAAAUUUCAAAAACCUUUUCUUUUUUUUUUACUACCACAGGCUGGCCUACAAGUAGAGAAUGGGUGACCAGCCUCUCAUUUUACUAUAAUGCAAAGUACUACAGAAAGUUUGAGGGAGGUUUUUAAUGUAAUUGCACACUGAUUAAUUGGCUUGCACCAAUCCCUGCCUUACUGUCUGUGGAAGCCAUCAUGUGCAAAAGGGUUUUGUCCUAGCUCCCUGGUAUGAUCAGUGCUAUGAGAUGGACAAACAAAUGAAUGUUUUAUAUUGAAAAUGAAAAUGAUAUACUUCUUGUUUUGUGUUUUUCAUAAAAUGAAGCUUUUCUUUUUUUUUUUUUCUUAUGGAAAUAAGAGUUUCAGGUGUCUCCAUUUAGGGCAAAUUCAUGCACAUUAUCAUAUCACAACACGAUUCUGGAAAUGACUUCUGUGGAUUUGAAAUGGCACUUUUAAUUUUAUACAUGAUACAGAGCUUUUAAAUGCAAACACUACCAUUAAUUUAAUGUCUAAAACAUUUGUUGUCAAACCAAGGGAAAAACCACAGUUCAUUUAUGUGGAGUUUACUUUUUUUAUAUGAAUGUUUAUUGUAUUGUGUCUGAGCAUAACUUCCCUAAUGUUAUUACUUUUACAUACAAGGUUUGACUGACCACUAACAUAGUACUGGGCAUAACUUAAUAUCCUACGUUAUAGAACAAGACUCUAAAACUGUCUUGAAUUGCUUUUUUGUAAAGGUCUGAACACUGUUAAGGAGAAAGCUGAGUAUUUACUUGCCUUUCUGACAAACAUAAAACAUGUUUCUUGUGCCAGUUUUAUUGUUGAAAAUAUACUUUUUCACCCUUUUUAAAUUCAGGGUUUUUUUUUUUAAUGUAUUGUGGUUUCCAAUUACCAAAUUGUCCAGGUAAUGACAGUAAACUGACUGUGGAGUGAUAGUUGUGGGGUAGUGACCACUAGAUGCCCAACAGCUGUGACCACACUAGUGGUGGGGUCACUUAAUUCCUCUGUAGUGGCUGGGAGUGGGGCACAAAAUGAGUGACCUCAGGAACAAGAAAGGAUUCCUGGGAAGGCACAUGCCUAAGAGGGAUAUGGAGUGAUUUUAAAUUUUAAAGCAUCAUUUUACUUUUCGUUUAUUUUAUUUUUUUAUGAUUUAAACUGAUAAGCACUUUUGUGUCACUGUAAAAUGUACUAAAACCGAUGAAAUGCUAAGGCACCUGUGUUCUGUGAAGGAGGGUUUCUUGGAGACCACUUUUAAUUUCUCAUGACAAAUGGAUGCUCCUAGUAUCAGAAGAAACUGUUGCAUAGUGUCAUGUGCUUAGUGGUUGCCAAAGUCUACCAACUUUGGGGAGCUGCAGGGUUCUUUUUGGGAGGUGGGGGGAUGGGAGGGUCUUUUUGUUAUUUUGGGGCUUUCAAGCAUUGGAACCAAAGGCCAAACAAUAAACAGCCUUUACUUUUUAAAGUAAAAUUCAUGUUAUUUGCAGAAUACACUUGUAUGGUAGACUGUUAAAUAGAAUUUUAUGACUAUUUAUAUACAUUAUAGUGGUUACAUCUGCUGUUUGUCUAUAAAAUGGAAAAAUCAAAGAAAUAAGCCCAGUUUUGAAGAUGUGGCCUUAUCGAGGCCAUGAGUUAUUCUUUCCUAAAAAUGCAACGGGUAUGCUGCUAGAAUUAUUUAAUUUUGUUUGCACUUUUUUUUUUUUCCGAUUGGCAUUUUAAAAUCAGUAUUUAAAUUGAAGACUUCGCGUUUCAUUAGUUUUAACAAAGUUGAAAGUGACUGCUCUGUACAUCAUGACCUUAACAAUGUUGAUACUGUAAGUGAAAGUUCACUGUUGUCUCUAUACUAAGUUUAUUGGUGUUUUUCACUUAAAAUUAGGACUGCAGAUUAUUCCCCAAGCAGCCUUGGUCCAGGGGGGUGGCUCUAUCCAGAUGCAGUAUGCAGUCAUGUGGAACCUUGCUUUCUAGUGCUGGGAAAGAAGAUGUCUCUAAUUACUGGCUUCAAUAAACAUGAAUCCAGACUGCUUACAA